UCCAUCAUGAUCCUCAUCCUCUGUGGCAAGAGCGAGACGCCGAUUGCGCUUCCCGGCCGCGUCUCGUCACGCGACUCCAGCCCGUUAUGGACACCCACGCGGGGCUCUGAGCAUCCACGCGGGAACCAUGCCCACUGUCCUGCGCAGUGGCAGGGGGAAACUUUGCUUCGGACCUUCGCUGCACCGAUGUCUCUUUCCUCAGGAAACAACAGGACAACACGGCUGUGCCAAAGAUAUUUGGGGGGACAUGACUCAGCCGUGGCCGUCCCAGCGAGCCUUAGCGGGUGACCAGCGGAUCCUCUUCAACCCUACGGAUGGAAAACAGCCGCCAGCACGACAGAGGCAAGGACGGGGGGACGCUCUGCCGCCGACGAACCGUCACCCCCGCGUGGCGCCUCACAAGUCGAUGCUUGUUGACGACCUAAAAUUAAGCAGCGAUGAGGAUGAUGUUCAAAGGGCCACCGAUGAAUCGGCUUCCUGGGACAGACACAGCCCGUCGCACACAAAUGGCAGGAGGGCGAGAAAUACCAGCUCGGACUCCUCGCGAUCCCGCUCUUCCGCGGAGUCGGUCAGCAGCAGCCUUCGUUCCCGGAGCUCCAGCCCACCUGCCUCGCCCAGAGACGGGCGGUCCCCGCGCGGCGGCAACAAGGAGAGUGAUCGGCCCACAGCUGCCCAGUGGCAAUUGGAUAAGUGGCUGAAGAAGUCCAAGAAAAAAGCAGCUGGAAGGGACCGUAGCAUUCCUGGAAACCCGCCCUCUCCGCACACGCUCCGAGCGCCGUCUCCGGCAAGAUGCUGGGACAGCAAUCAGGAUUACCGCCCUAGCCAAAGUCCCAUUCCCAGCCCGCAGUUGAGCUACAGGCCCGACAGCCCUCUGCUGAGUCCCGGUUACAGCUUCUGCCCGAGCCCCCUUUCUGGCACCUGCCCGAGUCCGAGCAUUAGCAGGUACAGUCCUGGACCGAGUCCAGUUUCAAGUGUUUUCCCAAGUCUAUGCGGGAGCCCGAGAACGCAGCGGAGCCCUGAUCCAAUUCAGAGAGACCCUCAGGGAAGUCCUACUCCAUCACCUUCGCAGUACUACCACUACCCUGAGGUUCAAAGUCAUCUGUACUCGGCGCCACCUCCCCGCAAGACAAAAGUUAGGUCAGUGUCCAACUCUAAAGCAAAAACCAAGCACACAAAUAGCACAGAGCCUCCCCUUCAUCAGCACAGGCCCAAAGCGAGGCCCACAGAAGAUAAAGACCACAGACAAAACAAAUCCAAAGCGGUUUCAAACUCCAGUGACAGUUGCAGACCACAGAGCAGUUCCCAUUCAGUCACUAAAAAGCCAGCCAAAGACACAUCACAUUACGAGCUGAUCCAGGGAGGCCGACACGGCCUCAGCUCCGACCGCAAGACUCAACCUCCAGUUCGGCACGCUUCUCAGCACAAUACAGCGAGAACAAAACACCAUCUUCCAACUGCCCGUGAAACCGGCAUCAGUCAAAGUUCGACCGCGAGGGCUUCCGGUAAUAAUCACUUGAGACCAGGUCCUGACGUACAACCCUGGGCCAGGCCGAGUGCUGUUAAUGCUAAUCCUUUCAAAACAUCAGACAAGCCGCUCCAGGCCAAGAAACGUGAGGUGCGCCAGAGAGAAAGUCCUCAUACCGAAGGCGAGGGGAGGAAAGACAAAAGGAGGGAGGACAGGCACAGGGACGAGGAGAGAAAGGAAGACAAGAGGCUGGCGGAGGCGCAGCUCCUGAGACGUCGCUGGAUCGAGAGUUCCGCAGAAGAGGAGGAAGGAGAUGUGGUAGCUGUCGAGGGGAAGAGGAGGCGGCCUCGUGAAGAACAACAAAUCCGUGAAAGUCAAACAAUCCAGUCCAAAGAACAACACCGGCAUCACGAUCAUGCGCGCCAACAACGGGGAGGUGAGAAAGAGGUGAACCGGGGAGACACUUCAUCUCCACCCAGUCCACCUCCUCAGCGACGGUCCCCCUCACCAUCUGCCUCGUCAAAUUCUGAUUCGGAAUACCAAGUCGCCAAGGUUCCGGCGGACUCCACUUCACUCCAGAGUCUCCGCCAGAGGGCCCAGCACGGCUGCGGUAGACCCGAUGGCAGCAAGUCCCGAGGAACGCACUCAAAAAGCCCAGCCGAGGGGCAGCAGAGCGAGGACGGGCACAAACUCUACACACUGGUCCCGUUCGGCCGAAGCGAGCAGGCCACGGUGCCUUCCCAACGAGGCCUGAGAAACCUGGUGGUGCACAUCGACCUCUGCCUCCUCAAGAGGGUCCCGGACACAUCUGUCCAUUCCACCGUUAAAGCCACUGACUCUGCCUCCUCCUCCUCUUCUUCUUCGACGACGAAAGGCAAACAAGCGAAGGCUAUGAAACAUCUGUACACGCCUGAGACCGUCUCCAAAGACACCAGAAGGAAACGCAAGUUGGAGAAUGCCGUGUCACAUAAAGAAGGCAAGAAGAACACGCCGCUCGCAGUCGGUCGCAGAGAAUCGUCGUCGCUUGCGGCUGAGCGUCUCCUUUCAACCGAGACCGUGCAUAAUGGAUUUUUGGAGGAAUACUUGGACAACAAGCGGCCGUUAUCGCCCCUGUCGCCGCUGUCCGACAGCACCGAGACCAGCAACCUCCCAUCCAAAGCAAAAAACGGCGAGGCUUCUUACAGGAACAACGAGAAGAACAGAAAUCCAGCACUUAAGCCCAAAAAGGAAGUGGAUUGCGUCAAAGUGUCCAGACAGCAUUCGUCCGAUUCUUGGGGCCCCGCCGGAUACAGAGGAGCCGCGUCGAACACAGAAACGUCACACCACGCCGAGUACUACUUACACGAAGCCAAAAGGAUAAAGCACCGUGCAGAUGCCAUGGUGGACAAGCUGGGAAAAGCCGUGAAUUACGUCGACGCGGCUCUCUCGUUCAUGGAAUGCGGCAAAGCGAUGGAGCAAGGCCCGCUGGAGGCCAAAUCCCCCUACACCAUGUACGCCGAGACGGUGGAGCUGAUAAGGUACGCGAUGAGGCUAAAGAGCCACUCCGGUCCCGGAGCCCGACAAGAGGACAAACAGCUGGCGGUGCUCUGCUUUCGGUGUCUCGCCCUCCUGUACUGGCAGAUGUUUCGUUUAAAGAAGGACCACGCGCUGAAAUACUCCAAAGUACUGCUCGACUACUUUAAGACUUCUCCCAAGGGGCCUCCAAUGCCGUCCUGCUGGAACGACACCGGGAAGGAGACAGCAGGGCCCCCUCCUCCUCGACUGAGCGACGCGACCCCACCCUCGCUCAUAAGCAUCCCUCAACGUAUCCACCAGAUGGCGGCGAGUCACCUAAACAUCACCAACAGCGUCCUGUACAGCUACGAAUACUGGGAAGUUGCGGACAACCUCGCAAAGGAGAGCAAAGAGUUCUUCAACUACUUGAAUACUCUGUCGGGGCCAUUGACGCUUCACAGCAGCAUCGCUCAGGCGGUCCAGUACACCAGGCAAGCUCUUCAGUGGAUCCGCAUCAGUGCCAAACUUACCUGACAAGCACAAGAGGUCCACUGUGUCGACGGGCCAGCGAGGAGAACCUUUUUUUUUCGUACGGAAACUAUAACGCAGAAAUGGAGCAAAUGUACACACACGUAUAUUAGAUACAAAGACCAUUUGUGUGUUCCUGCAAGAUUUUUUCCCCUCCAGGGUUCCGUAGGUUUCCCCCCCCCCCCCUAUCUUGAACUAAAGAGAUCUGAACUAUGAACAUGCCUGCUGAGUUGGAACUGAGCAAUUUUAGGACUCGUUCGCUUCCUUCCUCAUUGGACGAAGCCGGAAAGAUCUGCAUAGAGAUUUAAAGCCCUUUAACAGCGACAUAAACACGACUCGGUCACUGAAAUGUCUGCAAAUUUUUACGCAAAGGCCUUUUAUAUCGUUGUACUUUUUCACUAUGUACAAAAUGUUUUUUUUAAAUAUUGCAUUUUUGUCAAUGUUUUUUUUUAAAAUGGCUAUUUAAAUAUUUGUUCUACUGUGCAAUAUUAUAUAUGUCAAACUUGUUUCAGCAAAAAAAAAAAAAAAAAGCUGGGUCUUUCAAUGCUCAUAUUUGAGGUUACUUCUAUGCAAAAGGUGGAAAAUGCAGUUGUUGAUAUUGUGGGGAAUCAAAUCGGCAUUUUAAUAGAUGUUAACGUCUAUUAAUCACGAAUGAUCUUUUUUAAAAAUGUAUAUGUCUAUUUAAUUUCUUUGUUUCAUACGACGUUUUUAUACUUUUUCUUUUGAAUUGUAUGUAAAAGGAGAG
Syngnathoides biaculeatus (alligator pipefish) is the source of this 4232-nucleotide messenger RNA. RefSeq names its product AF4/FMR2 family, member 3 (gene aff3). The coding region runs from base 128 to 3493 and encodes 1121 amino acids. Gene Ontology annotation, cellular component: nucleus; super elongation complex. The transcript is spliced from 19 exons. NCBI's taxonomy places the organism in Eukaryota, Metazoa, Chordata, Actinopteri, Syngnathiformes, Syngnathidae. Gene Ontology annotation, biological process: regulation of gene expression. The record is from RefSeq and is a predicted model, not a curated record.